This is a messenger RNA of Hyla sarda, 6248 nucleotides long. RefSeq names its product strawberry notch homolog 2 (gene SBNO2). Lineage: Eukaryota; Metazoa; Chordata; Amphibia; Anura; Hylidae. Gene Ontology annotation, cellular component: nucleus. The record is from RefSeq and is a predicted model, not a curated record. The transcript is spliced from 32 exons. Gene Ontology annotation, molecular function: chromatin DNA binding; histone binding. Gene Ontology annotation, biological process: regulation of DNA-templated transcription. The coding region runs from base 537 to 4562 and encodes 1341 amino acids.
GGGAGUUGUAGUUUUGCAGCAGCUGAAGAAACACUGAUAAUAAUGCUGAUGAAUCUCCAUAGGUCUGCAGUAUAUAACUGUAGGUAAUUCAGCAGUCGCAUUCUUUUAGAUUGCGCAAGUGAGCUGUCGCUGUCUCACUGGCCAUGACGUCGCUAGGUCUCCUUGACGUACGAUGACGUCAAGAGCUUAGGACCUUCUGGUUGCCAUGGUGAUGUGCGUCACGCCCAAUGACGUCAAAAGCCGGAAGUUCGUGUGAAACCAAAGAUGGCUGCAGGAAGCAGGAAGUGACAGCAAAGAGCAGAAGCUAUUGCUCUACGGGCUCGUGUAACCGGAAACGUUAACGCUAAGGAAACAAAAAGUUGUAAACAAGCCCUUCGGAGAGACUGUGCCGGUACCGGACUCGUCUGUCAGACAGCAGCCGCGGCGGAGGCUCCUGUGCGGAGGGAAGACCCCGGGGAGACGUCCCGGAAGUAGAGGAGCUUCUGUGGUACAUAUUCAUCCAGACCCACUGACGCCAUGCUACCUCAAGGAUCCUAAUGCCCUGCACGGUGUCUGUGAUGGACGGGGGGGGGAGAUACCCACAACCUGAGUCACAACACGGAGCCAACGGAAUGUGCUCCACUGCUACGAUGCAAUACCAGCCCACCUUGUCUGAUGUUGAGACCCCGGUGUUGGCUGGUAACCAGUGGACACAUUACUCAUAUUCACCUGCUCAUUGCUUGCCCCAUGCUCCUAUCACCAGCUCAGAUCCAUUUCAUUACAACGGUCAACCAGAAUAUUACAGUAGGAACUAUUCAACCCAAUUCUCUAGUUACUUUCCUGGGAGCCAGACUUACAUUCAGGACCCCCCACCAUAUUUUAAUGACUUAUCCAACCACUCCAUCCUUUCUUCCCCGGAUUCCUUAUCUGACAUCAAGGACACACAGGAUUUUCUGCCUAUUGACAGCCUUAACAAUGUACCGACAAUAUGGGAUAUCGCGCCACAAGACACCAGCACUGCAUCGCUUCUUUCCUCCAGUCGCCCUUUUCUAAACCUGGACAGAUUUGAGGACUUGCAAGCAAUAAUUAAUACGCCAUCGGUGCAGCAACGGCAGCCAUCAAAUCCUAUAGUAGAAGAAGAAGAGGAGUAUGAUGAAGAUGCUGAGGAGCUGGGGCACACUGAGACCUAUGCCGAUUACAUGCCUUCUAAAUCCAAACUAGGUAUCCAGCACCCUGACCGAGUAGUGGAGACCAGCACCCUUUCCAGCGUUCCACCUCCAGACGUCACCUAUAUGCUUUCCCUUCCUAGCUCUAUUGUCGAAAAAGGGCUUUUAUCCGCUUUACAGCUUGAAGCCAUAGUGUACGCUUGUCAGCAACAUGAAGUGGUCCUUCCCUGUGGUCAAAGAGCCGGAUUUCUGAUUGGAGAUGGAGCUGGUGUGGGAAAGGGACGAACUGUUUCCGGCAUCAUAUUACAAAACUUUUUAAUGGGCAGGAAAAAAGCACUUUGGUUUAGUGUAUCCAAUGACCUUCGCUGUGAUGCAGAGCGAGACUUGAGAGAUAUUGAGGCCAGCGGUAUUCCAGUGCAUGCUCUUAGUAAGAUAAAAUAUGGAGACACUUCUGCAACUGAAGGUGUACUGUUUGCAACUUAUUCAGCACUUAUUGGAGAGAGUCAAGCUGGAGGUCAACAUCGGACUCGUAUUAAACAGAUUAUAGAAUGGUGUGGGGAGAACUUUGAGGGAGUUAUUGUGUUUGAUGAAUGUCACAAAGCCAAGAAUGCCUCGUGUACUAAAAUGGGCCGUGCAGUCUUAGAUCUGCAGAACAAUUUGCCGUUGGCACGUGUUGUGUAUGCCAGUGCCACUGGUGCCUCCGAGCCCAAGAACAUGAUUUAUAUGAGUCGACUGGGUAUCUGGGGAGAGGGCACAUCUUUCAGCACUUUUGAUGAGUUCUUGCACGCAAUUGAAAAGAGGGGUGUUGGGGCCAUGGAGAUUGUUGCCAUGGAUAUGAAGUUGAGUGGUAUGUACAUCGCACGGCAGCUCAGCUUCACUGGUGUCAAUUUCCGAAUUGAGGAAAUUCCCCUGGAUGAGUCUUUCAAGCAGAUAUACAACAGAGCAGCACUGCUGUGGGCUGAAGCACUGACAGUGUUCCAGACAGCAGCCGAUUGGAUUGGGUUGGACUCUCGAAAAUCUCUGUGGGGCCAAUUCUGGUCAGCACAUCAACGAUUCUUCAAGUACUUAUGUAUUGCUGCCAAAGUCCAGCGUCUGGUAGCCUUAGCAAAACAAGAAUUGAACAAGGGCAAGUGUAUUGUUAUUGGUUUGCAGUCUACUGGAGAAGCCCGGACACGAGAAGUGAUGGAUGAAAAUGAUGGACAUCUUGACCGCUUUGUGUCAGCUGCUGAAGGAGUCUUUAAGUCCCUGAUCCUGAAACAUUUCCCUUCAAGCAAAAGGAAGCGUGAGAAAACAAAAAGGAAAAAACGUGCAAAGCCACGGAAUGGAAAGAUAACACGUGGAGAUAUUAUUGGACUAAUCCGAAACAGUGAGGAGAGCAGUUCAGAUUCUGAUGGUGUAAUAGACAGUGAUUUCAACUCCUCUCCUGAGUCCUUACAGGACAACGAUGAUGUCAUAUUUGUGGAACACACAUUUAAUGGACACAUAGUGCCCGAUCGUGGUCCAGAACAAGUGGAACAAAUGAAGAUGGAUUUGUUGGCUAAAGUUGAAGAAUUAGGAAAAGUGUUACCUCUAAAUACAUUGGAUGUACUUAUAGACCAGCUUGGGGGUCCAGACAGCGUAGCAGAAAUGACUGGUAGGAAAGGACGAGUAGUUCGCCGGCAUGAUAGUGUGGCAUUUGAAUCUCGAGCGGAGCAGAACCUUUCAAUAGAUAAUGUAAACUUGCGGGAAAAGGAACGUUUUAUGAAUGGCACAAAGCUUGUGGCAAUUAUAUCGGAGGCAUCAAGUUCAGGGAUUUCCCUACAAGCUGACCGACGGGUGAAAAACCAACGUCGACGAGUACAUAUGACACUGGAACUACCGUGGAGUGCUGACAGAGCCAUCCAACAGUUUGGUCGCACACACAGGUCUAACCAAGUCUCUGCCCCGGAGUAUGUUUUCCUCAUAUCAGAGCUUGCAGGAGAGAGGAGAUUUGCUUCUAUUGUGGCUAAAAGACUGGAAAGCCUGGGUGCACUUACUCAUGGGGACAGAAGAGCUACAGAAUCAAGAGAUCUCAGCAAGUACAAUUUUGAAAACAAGUAUGGGUCAAGAGCACUGGAACAGAUCUUAUCUGCUAUUCUGAACCAAACGCAAAGGGAUGUGCCUCCCCCACAAGGGUACCCUGGAGGUCCUGCUGCUUUCUUUCAAGAUAUGAAGCAAGGCUUGCUGUCAGUGGGAAUUUGCUGCAGAGAAACAAAGUACAAUGUUGUUGUUGAUAAAGAGUGCUCUGUGACAAAAUUUUUGAAUCGGAUGCUGGGCCUGGAAGUACACAAGCAAAACAGUCUGUUUCAAUUUUUCUCUGACACAUUUGACUUUCUUAUUGAGAGAGAUAAGAAGGAUGGGAAAUAUGACAUGGGCAUUCUAGAUCUAGCUCCGGGAGUGGAUGAGAUAUAUCAGGAAAGUAAAGAAACAUAUCUGACGCCAGGACAUCCUCAGGAUGGACAAGUGGUAUUUUAUAAGAUCAGUGUGGACCGUGGUAUGAGUUGGGACAUGGCUCUGGAAAAAUCGGAGAGUCUUCAAGGUCCAAAUGAAGGCUUCUACCGGUCAUAUAAGGUACGAGGCGAUAUGUACUCCGCAAUCUUGGCUGAGCAUAAACAAGGAAAGUAUUAUAACCUGUACAAACCUAACAUUGGAAAACAGAGCCAAUCAGAAACGCUGGAUAGCUUGCUGAGCAAGUAUUAUAAGGUAUCUGCAGAAGAGGCACAGCAGCACUGGGACCGUCAAUAUGAAUUCUCUUUAAGCAACUGCUCCCAUACCAUGUGGAAUGGGAAUUGUAAAACUGUACAGCAAGGAAAGGACUGUGUACAAGGCCUACGUCUUCGACAUUACUACAUGUUGUGUGGAUCUCUGCUCCGUGUCUGGAGUCGGAUGGCGUCUGUGAUUUCUGACAUUACAAGCAGUAGCUACCUACAGAUUGUGCGUUUAAAAACCAAGGAUAAACACAAGCAAGUGGGCAUAAAAAUCCCAGAGGUGUGUGUGUAUAAAGUACAAGAGGAACUCAAGCAAAUGGAUCUAAGUGUGAAGCGGAAACAUGAGGAAUCUCGUCAGAAUGCCCAACGUCGGUCUUUGCCCCCUUUACCCUCUGCAUCCCUUCCUUUGGACUUUUCUUUACCUUUAUUUCAGUCAGCCUCCUUUUUAGAACCGGACAUAUUGGAUUUGACCUACAGUCCUCCACCAUCAACCACACAGGAACAGCAUGGGUAUCCUUUCUCAGAAACUCUAGGAAACAUUCUUUCAAAUGACAUUCUCCUGGGUGAGUCUGUUAAUGUCAAAGAGAUCAUAGAGGAGAUGCUUCAAAAAGCAAAAGAGCCAUCGGCUUCAGAUCGCCAGAGUGUCAUCCAGUAUGGAGGGGAACAAGCCAACUUCUGGGGCACAGGCUGACAACUAAAGCUUGCCCAGUGAUCUCAGACCCGCAGCUCUGCUCCCCGGCACGGUUUGUUGGAGAAGCCAUGAUAGCAGAGUUUGGAUUUUACCAUUAGGAACCAUUACAAAACUGAGUACUUCACAGAAAUAUAACAACCAAUUGGAAGUCUUGUAGGCCAAAGCAAAUAGUACACAAUUCUUCAUUUUUCAGAGGACCAAGUGUCAUGCAGAUGCUUAUUUUGACAUCUCAAUUUAGUAACUAACAUGUCUACAUUCUUACUAACUGGCUGACACAUCAGGUGCUGUAAAACUGCAGUCUGUCCCUAUUUUGUGGGACUAAAAAUGUGCAGAAUUCACACCGGGAGCACAACACUGUUUCUGUGCUGACUUGUUUCACCGGCUUAGGGUAGGCUUGGGAUUCAGGUUCCCAGUGUGCAUAGGUUCUUCUGUGUUCAUGAGCUGUCUUCUCACAGCGCACAGCACUUUAUUGUCUCCUCUGCCGAGCUUCAUACACUGCUGGCUAAACAAGCCUUUUGCAGAGCAAUAGCAUGUGUGAUCAGUAUACUGCAUAUGUGGAGAAGGGGUGGGAAAAGACUGAUCUUUUAAUUGUUAUUUUAACCCUUGCUAAUCUUUGCACUAUUUGCUGCCCCAUGACCACCUCCCUGUGGACAGAUGGGGCCUGGGUGUCUGCUCAGGGUAUGUUUGUAUAUAAAUAUUUAUAUCCAUAUAUGUAUGUCUCAGGCUGGGUACUGUUUGCCUGACAGAGGCAGACACUGUUUUAAGUUUUAUGCCAAAGACAUUUAUUAUAUCUUCUUUUUUUAAUCACAUAUUUAAUUUUUUCACCUUUUGGAAUGCUAGUGUUUUUCUCCUUUCCCUUUUAUUAGUUUGUGAACUUCUGCUUUUGGCUAGGCUAUUCCAUCUGAAAUGUUAAAAGGGACAGCUGCAGCACUUCAAGUCAAUAGCAGUACAAUACGCAAUAUCGACAAUGCAAACAAUGACACCUAAUAAUGGUCGGAUGCAUAGAAUACACACACUUUACCUCUAUUGCUUACUAGAAAUACUUAUCCAUGUCACCCUUUGGUUUUUUGUCCUGUUUACUGGGGAAUCCUGCUAGGAAUAGAUUAACCCAACUUGUAUUGAUGAAAUGGGAAAAUUGUCAACUAUUCUUGUAGUUCUGCAAGUCAUGGCUUUAGUUUUCUUUUCUUUUGGGUUGUGACUGGACAGUAAGUUAUUAAAUGUAUUGGUAAACCUAUUGAACAACUGAGGUUGGGGACAAAUGUCUUGUCCUAAUGGCCUACACUAUACUAAAAAUCUUCACAUUUCUUUCAUAUAGGGAUGAACAAAGUUAUUGCUAUAACCAAAUGAAAAAGUUGAACGCUUAUGCUUUCCCUGCCUUUUUUUUGCACUUGCUUGCAUUUCACUACACAAAUGGUGAUGCAUCAGCAGGUGCUGUGUGUGCUGACAUUUUUGGCACACUGCCUUUUCCCUGGAUUUUGCAGUGAUUUUCCUUUUUGUAUCCAACUUUAUAUGUCCUGCCCUUUUUGAAUUGGUGACCCACUAUCCUCCUGACAUGCAUUGUGCAACCCUUUCAUCUGGCAGUGGGCUACUUAUUAACCUGUUCCAAGACACCCACUUGUCAGCCAAAAAUGAUAGCAUGACUUAAAGGGGUACUCCAGUGAAAACCUUUUUUCUUUUAAAUCAACU